Molecule: messenger RNA, 543 nt
Organism: Necator americanus (New World hookworm)
Lineage: Eukaryota; Metazoa; Nematoda; Chromadorea; Rhabditida; Ancylostomatidae
Exons: 4
Coding region: 1-543 (180 amino acids)
Biological process (GO): protein insertion into mitochondrial inner membrane
Cellular component (GO): TIM22 mitochondrial import inner membrane insertion complex
Source: RefSeq, a predicted model, not a curated record
AUGUCAUCUGUUAUCUCUGGCUUCUUUCGAAAGGCUGGUCGAAGUUUCGUUGAUUAUUGGUGUAGGAUAGGGAAUGAUUAUCGUAUUGUAGCUAAAGAAACCUUGGAAGGUUGUAAAGAGAAACCAUUCAAGGCAGGAAUAUAUUUUACUGGUCUCGGUGUUCUCGUGUACGCUUACCGUACAAACCCCACCGAAGCAAGCAUGUUGAAUGAUUUACGAGAACGACGGCAAACUAUGACAUUACUACCUAUAUCUAUUCAUAACAAACAGUCUGAUGAUGAACUUGCCGAACGAUCUAUUUUAUUAUGUCAAAAUCGGCUACAUUAUUAUAACCUUUGGUUCUUCUCACUACUAGUUCGAUCUACUCACGAUAGUUCUAUUUGUACAUAUGAGUCUCAAGAUCCGAAUCUCAAAGACUGGAUAUGGAACGAGUUCUUCUACAAUAUUCAUGAUGUCGGAUUUUUCGGAAAAUGGUAUAAGCUAGAACAGAAAUUCAAAGAUUAUGACAUUAACGUGGAUGAGCUGGCGGCGUUACCCACGUAG